Penicillium daleae is the source of this 549-nucleotide messenger RNA. Its product is annotated as gamma-glutamylcyclotransferase family protein. The coding region runs from base 1 to 549 and encodes 182 amino acids. NCBI's taxonomy places the organism in Eukaryota, Fungi, Ascomycota, Eurotiomycetes, Eurotiales, Aspergillaceae. The record is from RefSeq and is a predicted model, not a curated record. The transcript has a single exon.
AUGAGCGAGAACCGGAGACCAAUUCCCCCGCCAUCCCGCAUGGUUCGCAAAUUCCUCGAAUACAAGGCUUCGGAAGAUCCAACGUUAUAUUUCCCAUCCCAAGCCAGGUCCCCUAGAUCUUCUGAAACAGACUGGCCGCAGACGCCUUUCAGUGAAGGUUAUUUCUUCUUCUAUGGGACACUGAUGGACUCCUCCACUCUUGCCAAAGUUCUGCAAUUGUCUGAGCCUCCACAAAUGCGACCAGCCAGAGUGAUCGGCUACACGACUAAGCUCUGGGGAAAGUACGCAGCCCUUGUCAGUGGAAAGCCAUUUCAACCAAUUGACGGCUUAGCCUACGAAAUUCGUCUACGGGAGGAGUGGGAUCGGCUUCGUGCCUACCAUUCCGAUCAUUAUGACCUGGUACCUAUUUUGAUUGACUUUCUUGACACCGGAGAACAGGAAGUCGAGGGAUUUGCCUUUGAGUGGAGGGGUGACCCCGAAGAGUUGCGAAAUGGGAGCUUUAGCCUUGAAAAGUGGCUGCAGGAACGGAACUUGACCGGAUCAAAAUAA